Molecule: messenger RNA, 4998 nt
Organism: Prorocentrum cordatum
Lineage: Eukaryota; Dinophyceae; Prorocentrales; Prorocentraceae
Source: the annotation of a GenBank genome assembly
GUCGUGGACGACGGGGACGACGUCGAGGAGCUGGCCGACGUCCCCGCCCCGGGCCCGCGGGCCCGCCUUGCGGCGGCUGCAGGCGCCGACCAGCUUCCAGUGGAGGAUGGGGAGCUGGUCUCGCCGGCGGUGCAGUGCCAGUCCGUGUGGCUGUGCCAACGGUACUCGCGCUGCGGCAGGUUCGCACGCGUGAGGCUGCUCUGGAGCGACGACAGCUACGGGGACUGUUGGUCGCAGUGUGCGGGCGAGCGCGGCGCGAUCUCGCUCAGGCUCCUCUUGCACAUCAGCGAGGGCCCCGUGCCGCUGUGCGAGGCCGAGCUGCCGCCGAACUGCACGGAGCUGGUUCACACCUCGGAAGUGGCGCGGCUGACGGUCGAGGCAGCGGCGGAGCUCUGGCUGCAGCAUCGGGCGCCCGCCGCGGGCGCCCACCCGUUCGAGGACCUCUUCGGCGAGCUGGACGAGGAGACCUCCGCGCCAAGUGGGGUGGCCACCCUGCGCUCGCGGCUGAUGGAGUCGAAGGACCGCUUCGCAGCGCUGCGGGACCGCGACAAGGGUGCCACUUCCCCCGCCGAGGGCGCGGCGCAGGCUGCACCUGCGGUCGAGGCUGGGCCCAAGGUCAAGCGGCCGCUGGCGGAGGUGCUCUCGGAGCGCGCCGCGACGGUUGCUCGCGGGGGGCCGAAGCUGCUGGCAGCGCCUCCCCCGUCCGACGGAGGCUCGCGCGGGGCGCGCGAUCGGGGGCCGACCGAAGACGCGGCGGCCACGGCGGGCGCCUCCCGCGCGGCGCAGGACAUUGCGAGCGCCCUCGCGCGGCUGCUGGACGGGCGCCAGGGCAGCAGCGAGGAGAUGGGCCUGGAGGGAGUCGCGGGCGCGGACGGAUCUCUGAUCCCGCGCGGGUUGAUGUCCAGGCGGGCUCACUGCCGCAGGGUGGCCAUCGAGCUGCCUGCUCGCCUCGCCGCGGCGAGCUUAGCCCGGAUGGCGGACUUCCUCGGCGCACAGGAGGGGGAGAGCGCCGUCGACCCGCAGGGCGCGAUCGUGCUGCGGCGCUCGACCUCUUGGUGCAGGGGCGCGGCUGCGGUGGCGGACCUGCUCGCGCAGCGGUUCAAGGCGCUCCAGGUCGCGCUCCACGACGGGAACUGGUCGGGGGCGAAGCGGCUGGAGAUCGCCCCGCCGCGCGACGAGCCCACCGCGCUGCGGGGCAAGGAGGAGGAGCUGAUCAGGGGCAUCCAGGCGGGCGAGCUCAAGUUGGACGAGCCGACCGCCAAGCUGCGCAAGCCGCGGGCUAAGGCUGCCCCGCCGCCGCGGCCUCCAGCGGCGCUGGGAGACGAGCUGGCCGAGGCGAAGGGUUCGGGGGGCCCUCGCGCCGCGCUGGCGGGAAAGGGGGGCUACGCGGGCGCGUGGGCCGACGCGCGCGCUGCGACCCCGAAGAAGAAGGGCGAGUCGACCAGGGGGUACCGGGCUCGCCUUGCGAGCGUCGUGGCCGAGCUGAAGAAGAAGGGUGCAACGGCGCCAACCGCCGCCAGCGGGGGACAGCAUCAUGGCGCGGGGGCGGGCGGCGCGCUGCCGCCGCUGGAGCUGGGCGCUGACCUGGCCGAGACGGUCGCGCCGCGGGCCAACGCCGCCGGGGCUGAGGCGGCGCUGCUGGAGUCGCUGCCGCUGAGCGAGGUGUCGGAGAGCAUGGCGGCGCGGCGCAGGAGGUCGCCCGCCGAGUUUGGUCGGCUCACGCGGCGGGUCGACCUGACAGUCAAGCUCGCGAGGUUCGCGCAGCUGCAUCCUGGCACCCUGGGUCGCCUCGCAGGGCAGGCGCUCCCAUUCGAGAGGCUGCGGUGCCGCCUCGCACCCGUGGCAUGGGCGGUCGCAGCUGAUGCGUGGACCUGCAUGAGUGUGCUGGGCUCCAACCACAUGUACUGCGGGGUCGCCUGGGAGUCGCCCCGACUCGGAGCGACGCCGACGCUGGCGCAGGUGGCGCGUUGGGUGGCCGACCCCGCGCUGGCGCUCAAGGCGGAGGCGGACUUCCCCGACCCCCUCCCGAAGGCGCGGGUCAACGUCGGCUCGGAGUUCGAGUGGGAGGCCCUGACGAUGCAGGUGGACCUCGGGAUCUUCACCGUGCUCCCCGCCGAGGAGCUGGUCCGCGUCCGCGGGGGAGGCGGCCAUGCUGGAUCCACGAGCUGGGCGUCGCUGCGCAUCCCCGAGGGGAAGCUGUUCCUUUGGUCGGGCGACGACCAGAAGGGGGCCUUCUUCGCGUGGCGCGCGCCCCGUGCAUGGCACCGCCACACGGCGGCGGGGCGGCCACUGGCGGGCUCGCUCUUCGGACGGCAGGAGCCUGAGGUGCACCUCGCGUCGGCGGUGAUCGCGAUGGGCUGGUCUCUGGCGGCCGCAGUGUACCGGCACAUCCACAGGCGGCUGCGCCGCUUGCCACCGCCGCCGGGCGCGGGGCUGCCCCCGCAGGCGGAGCGGCGCAAGGAUGCGCCGCGGCCCGUCGCCGCCGCUGCAGAGGAAGGAGACUCAGCGCGGUGGCAGAUCUACACCGACGACUUCGACGCGCCCGAGAUCGUGGAGGAGGUGCGCGCCAGACGCCGAAUAUGCUCGCUGGCGGAGAUGCAGGUCAGAGCGCGAGCCAGCUAUGACAGGGCUGGCGUCGCCUACUCGGCGGAGAAAGCUCACUGCAGGCAGCUUCGGGUCGAGCGCAUGGGGGUCGACGUCGACGGCGAGCCCGGCCGCCUGGCCGCGCCCUUGGCCAAGUCGCUCGAGGCGAUCGCGCUGUGCCUGGCCUCCUUCAGGCUCGAGGCCGUGCCGUGGCGGCUCACGAUGACGAUAUUCGGGCGCUUCGCUCGGCUCUUCGAGUUCCGAAGGCCCCUCCUCAGCGUGCUCAACGAGGUCUGGAGGUUGAGCUCGCAGCGCGGCAACGCGAGGUUCUCGGCGGCGAUGGUCGGGGAGCUGCUGACCGCCAUGCUGGUGAUGACGAUGGCCGCGACCUCGCUGCGAGCCAAGAUCGAGGGCAUGGCCGCGGUCUCGGACGCGUCUGAGUUCGGCGGGGGCGCGCGCGCGCCGAUGGGCCUCCGAGCCGAGGUGGAGGCCAGCCUCGGCAGCGCUCCGACGCUGGACGAGCAGAUGCACUUGGGGGCUCGCCUGCUGCAGCUGCCCGCCGAGCCCACGGAGCCCUGGACGGCGCGCAGGGUGGUGCGCUUGCGCUGGCCAGGCGCGAACGACUGGGGCGACGCGACGCGCGUGACGGCCACUGUCGUGAACGAGUUGCGGGGCGCCUAUUGCGACGAGGUCGACCUCUCCGCGGCGGCCGCGGGCAGCCCCUGCCAGGACCUGGCCAGGCUGAACGCGUCGGGCGCGGGCUUGCGCGGCGCGAAGCCUGGCUUGUUCUACGAGGCCCCCCUCUUUCUGGAGCUCCUCAAGGCGGCGCUCGGUCACAUGCUGAAGUGGUUCGUCGAGAACGUCGCGAGCACGACGGCGGACAACUGGGCUGAGAUCAGCAGAGCCCGGGCCUUCCUCGCGUGCUCGUCCGUCCUCGUGCCCUGCCAACGUCCAAGCCUGCGCUGGAUGAGCUGGGGGCCGCACGUCGCUGCCCCGCUCGCCGUGGUCGCGAGGGGCGGGUUCCGCGAGGUUCGCGCGCCGAGGGGGCCCCUCUGCGAGUUGGCCUGGCAGGACGAGGGAGCCCGCUGGCUGGGUGCUCCAGGCCUGUUCCCAACGCUAGCAUGCUGCAGGCCGCUGCCGAAAUUGCCCUCGGCCCCGAGGGGGCCAUGGCAGGCCUCGGCGGCGGCGCGCGCUCGGUGGGAGGCGGACUCGUUCGGAUAUCACGCUGCCUUGCACGAGAGAAACUUGCUGCUGGACGGCGCUGCGGGCUCCGCGGCGCCGCUGGAGGCGAAGGCGCUGAGCAGGCCACUGGAGGUGCAGGAGCUGGCACACUUUGACUGGCACCGACCGUCGCGAGACGCCAUCGGACGGCACGAGAGCGAGCCGGGGGGCCCAGACACCUUGGCCUUGCGACGGUCGGUGCUGCACUACCUGGCCCGAGCGGAGAAGGGCGGGACCGACGUGCGCCCGGACUGCGGCCUCCCCUACAGGCCGCGCGGGCGGCCGCGGUCAAGCCUCGAAGGGAUCGCGCGGCGGCGGCGCGCGGCGUUGAGCAUGGCGCGGCCCGCAGCCAAGAGCGCCCACGUAAACGUCCGAGAGCUGCAGGCGGCGGCGGCGGCGCUGCGGUGGCGCGCCCGCAAGGCGAGUCGGCAUGGCAGCAGGUGGCCCCACCUCUUCGACAGCCGGGUCGGCGCGGCGAUCGUGACGAAGGGCAGGAGCAGCAGCCGCCGCCUCCAGCCCGCGCUGGCCAGGUGGGCCGCGGUCGCGGCGGCCGCCGACAUGCACCCAGUCGUUGGCUACGUCGUGUCAGAGGACAACCCCGCCGACGAACCAUCGAGGAGGCCGGGCGCCCUGCGGGCCCAGUCGUUGUUCCUGCUCCGCGUGGACGCCGCGACGAGGCAUCGGCACUCUGCCGCGGUCGACCGCCUGCUGGAGCACUACGGCGUCGCAGGGGGCGGCGUCGAGGCGCUGGGCCAGGAGGGCGAGGGCGCCGACGCGCUCGUCUCAGAGUACCUGGAGGUCCUCUGGGCCUCGGGCGCGGGCAUCGCGGCGGCGAACAACGCGGUGGCGGGCGCGCGCUUCUUCAGCCCGCAUCGCCGGGGCCAUGGCUGCCUAGCGCUGGAGGCAGGCUGCGUCGACGUCGCGUGCCUCCUGACGGUUGCUUUCGAGGGCCUGCUGCGCGGCGGCGAAGCCUUCGCGCUGUGCAGAGGCGACGUGGCCUUCCGCGGCCAGUGCGCCGUCCUCCGCAUCGCCUCGUCCAAGGCCUCAGCGGGGCGCGACGCUGCGGAGGCGGUCGUCAUCAGGGCGCCGAUCGCCCUCCAGCUGCUGCGGCUCGUCACGGACGGCCUGGACGAGGGGGACAGGCUCAGCGCUCGGUCGCCACGCCAGUUGCGGGCGGCCCUCGCAGCGCUGCAG